Molecule: messenger RNA, 1632 nt
Organism: Exophiala oligosperma
Lineage: Eukaryota; Fungi; Ascomycota; Eurotiomycetes; Chaetothyriales; Herpotrichiellaceae
Exons: 2
Coding region: 1-1632 (543 amino acids)
Biological process (GO): positive regulation of transcription by RNA polymerase II
Cellular component (GO): nucleus
Molecular function (GO): transcription cis-regulatory region binding; zinc ion binding; DNA-binding transcription factor activity, RNA polymerase II-specific
Source: RefSeq, a predicted model, not a curated record
AUGAGUCUACGAUUGUCGUCCCUUGACCCGAACGAGCCCAGGGCUGCCAAAGAUUGCAGGACGUGUAAUCGAAGAAGGGUCAGAUGCGAUCGAAGCCUUCCGAGCUGCCGCAAAUGUGCUCUCAAAGAACUCCAAUGCCCGGGAUACGGACUUCGAAUUCAAUGGGGUCAGGGAGUCGCAAGCCGAGGGAGAUUGACUGGGAAAGCACUUCCUAUCCUCGAGUCGGCACCUGCAAAUCCAGAUCGCGCGCCCGUCGAGGAGGAGAGAGCAUUCACGACCCCGCCGACUGAGAGCCAGCAGGACUACCUGGACAAUCGACAACCUGAAUCGUCCAUCUCACCGGCUGAAGUAGGCACCCCCGCGUCCGACGACCUGCGAAACGCAUUCCUACCUCUCUACGAUCGUUCCAGCGACUGCAAUCCAUUUGCGAUGGGCCUUGAUUUGAGCGCGUGCCAGCUUCCAAAGUACCUCCAGACGCAGGUGGUUUAUGAUCUUGUUCAUUACUACGACCACGUUGUGGCAGCUGUGAUGCCGUGGUUGGACGGGCCAGGCAACGCGUGGCGUACCAUCAUACUACCUCUUGCCAUCGAGUGUGAAUUCCUCCUUCUGGCCAUCCUCGCCCUCUCGGCCGAGCACUACUCGUUCAAAAUGGGUUCGACAUACACAUCCAACACCGGUCCUUUAUCUGCCUCUUGGCGAGAUCGAAGCCUGCAUUUACUCGCACGGAGCCUUCGUACCGAGUUAUCCGAGGAGCAAACCACCGUAAGCCGUGGCCCCGCGUGUGCGAUGCUCGCCACCAUCCUAGUGCUGUGCAAUCUCGAGAUGAUCCGAUGCGACAACGCCGUUUGGAGGAUUCACUGGAAGGCAGCGAGGACCAUAGCAAGACGUUGGACAUCAUCACACCACCCUCCACCGAAUCUGGAUCCCGGGUUCGACUUUCUCAUCAAAGAGGCCUUUGUCUACGACGUGUUUGGAUCUUCAACCACCUUCCGCGAUGAAGACCAGAUAUCUAGCGCAGUAGUGAAUGCCGACGACCCUUUUUUACGUUGGUUGCAGCUCAUACAGGAGGUCACGAUCAUCGAACGACGGCGACACGCCAAUUUGCCAGUGGACGAAUUUCCGCUGCACAACGCUGACAUGCACGCCCUGCAACAAGCAUUCGCAACAGCCACGAAUUCCUCACUGUUUCUCAGCAAACACAGCAAGCCUGAAUGGCAAGGUCUGGAAAGUCUGGAAAGUGACCUCGUGAUGCUGCUUAACAUUUAUCAACAAGCAGGUCUCCUUUACAGCUACCAGGCUUUAAUUGACGCCGGUAAAUCUGCCACCGCUCGGAGCAUUUGCGUAGAGACCAUCAUCUCAGGCAUCCGCCAGAUCCAGAACAUGAAGGCUAUACAGCACGACCUGGUCUGGCCAUACUUCCUGGUGGGAACAGAAAGCAGGGGCAAUGACGACAGGAAACACUUUGCACAAGCUGGCCUACUCGAAGCGAUGCAUUCGACCGCGUUUUCUAACUGCGUUCCAGCACUGGAAUUUUUGCGACGGUUUUGGACCACGGAUGCCUACACCGUACCUCUGUGGCUGCAAUUUGCCCGACAAGAAUCGCACCAAGGCAUGGAUUUCUUGGUUAUAUGA